ACCUACCGACAUCGCGACGCGACACAGUGUGCCAGCCAUACGACCGGUCCGCCCUUGUGAAUUUUAAAUCGAGCUUUCUGGGCGUCAUUCGUUUUUACUAUUAGCCAGCGUCAAUCCCUUCCGCAUCGCACGGCUGCUGCCUACGUACACUGUCACAAUGUCGAACAAGACAUCCCGCCCGAAGCCUCCUCCUCCUGGCAACGAAGAAGCUGGCACGAAUCUCAAUCUGGGCGAGUUUCAGCAUGUUGAUACCCUUACACUUUCCGAAGCUUCACUGGUCCUCAACGCCCUGGUUGCAAAACGACGAAACGACGGCAAGAACGUCAACGAGACAGAGAUGCUGAACCAAACUCUCACAUACUUGGACUUCUUUGCCCGAUUCACACAAAAGGAAAAUGUCGAAGCUGUCGAACGACUACUCAGCGCCCACAAGAACCUGGCCAAGUUUGAGCGCGCGCAGCUAGGCUCCCUCUGCUGCGAAGAUGCCGACGAAGCCAAGACACUGAUCCCCUCUCUGACGGACAAGAUUAGCGACGACGACCUCCAGGAUCUACUAAACGAGAUUUCCAAGCUGCAGAACCGAUAGAGCUGCGGCGAUAGCAAACUGUAUACAAACGUUAUACCACAUGUUGAUAUGGUGCAAGGCACGUGCUAUAGACUAGUGGCGAGCACUUCCGGCUAGGCAUCGUUCACCAUUGCGGUAUCUUCUUUUAACUCGGCGUAUGGGUAAACGUGGUGUUUUCAUUUAUUUAGGGAAUAAGGCGAAAAAUAACAAUCAUAGUCUUUCAAUAGACAUGGAAAUAUAUCAAUAAACUUUUGUGAAAUCGGGCUCUACGUGUGUGUGAAGAAGAAAAGAAAAUCAAAUGCCAAUUUUACAUAUGCCUAUCCCAAGUAUAUCAAAGCGUCGAAAAAUAAACAAACAAAGAAUACCAGCAUAUUUACAGUUUCUCCAACAAGAUUCUGCUACCGGCGUUACCAACGGGUGUCUCAGUCUUCUUGUUCUUGUUCUUCUUGGCACCCUUCUCGUUGGCGGCCUGCUCCUUGGCCUCUCUGCUGGCCUUUUGGUCGGCUGUCUCCUCCUUAGCAGCCUUAUCCAAGAGCUUCUUGUUCUUCUUAAGAACCUUUCGGACGGCAUCUGCGUCUGAGAAGUCAGGUGCUUCAAGCAUGGCUACGACAACGAAUGAUGACGGGCCAGUAGCCCACUCGAUGAUGUAGUCCUUGAUAAUGGGGUAUAAGACGUUGGCAAACUCCAGAGGAGGCUGGAUUUGUACGACAUGGCCGGCAGCCUUGUCGAAACGGCCUCCCUGGAUUAUCGACUUGAGCAUUCUUCCACCGAACGCAGUCUGCGAAACGUGGACCUUGGGGUUAAGGUCAUCCUCGUCGGGAACUGCGUUGGGGUCUGUGCCGACAGACUCAGCAAUGGCUUGCAGAGCCUUGGCCUUGUCGCCAGACUCUGACAGCAUGACGUCUGUGAUGAACUGGCAACCGAAGGCGGUGCUGAUAAGAUCACCAGGAGAAGAGGCAAUCACUUCCAGAAGAUGGGGCAUCAACGAGGCGAUGAGUUCCUGCUUACGCGUGGCGUCGUCCUUCUUACUGGUCUUCUGCCGGAUCUCAUGAACCUCCUUGAUAACAUCCUGAGCGAAUGUUGAUCCUGGGGGGAAUAGCGAUUUUGACAGGCCCUCAAAAAGGUAAAGGAAGGUGAGUCGGGCAUUGGCGUUGUUGGCGGCACCAACAAUGUUCUGGACGACCUCCUCAUCCUUCUCACCCACAAGCUCAGGGAAGAUGGACUUGGCAGUCAACUUUGUGUCAUCGAUAACGUCGUAGGCAGCAAGGAUAACAAGGUAAGCGUAAUUAUCGCCAGCCAUCAUGAGGAAAGUAUCUUUAUAUGUCUUGAGGAUUUGCUUGCGGUCCUUGGCAGCGCCAUGGGCGAGCAGGAGACAUGCGAGGCGAGCACCGUUGCGGGUAAAUGCCAAGUUCUUGAGCAAGUCGCCAUUCUCGUCACCCUUGAUCAGCUCAAAGAACUCAGUAAAAUCUUCGGUUCCGGGCUCAAGUGAUAGGAAGUAUUGAAGCAUGGCGUCGUGGAGCAUUGUGAAACCGGUCAUGCGCUUCUGCACAAGAGUGUUGAUCAUGUCCAGCAGCGUCUUCUUGAUAGGGCUUUUCUUGCUAGGUUCAGCCUCGAGGAUCUUGUUGAGGUCGGCGGUGACGUUGGUAUCCUUGUUCAUCUCCUUCAGACUGAACUCGGGUCCGUACCAUUCGCGCAGGAGAAUGGCCUUUUGUUCCUUGGUAGCGACAGUUCGGUAGAUAUCGUCCAGAAUCCAAGAAGCCUCAGGGUGGUUGAUGAGCUUGCGGACUCUGCCGUAGAAGUGAGGGAUGAUAAGAUCGCGGAUCUCCUCGUCGUUCUGGACCAGCAAUUUGCCGAUAAGGAACUUGGCGUAUCUGCUCUCGGCGAGCUGGGCAUAAGUGCCCUCGAGUUCGUGGGCAAUUUGCUUGCGCUGCUCAGCAGUACCAUACUUGAUAGCAGUCUGUACAGCACGGACAGCGUCGUGCUUGAGAACAAAGUCCUUCAUACGGCCAGUGAUGAUUUCGAAGAGUUCGGUAACCAGCUUCUGUCUCUCCUCCUUGGGAACCUUGGACUUGAUUCGGAGCUUUUCCCAGAUCUUCUUUGUACGGUGGACCUCAUCGGCAAGAGGCUUAGCCGCCUUUCUUUCUUGAGCUAGUUGCUUCUGCUUGGCGUGCGAUUCGCGGGAGGUUUGUCCUGGAGACCAAAGUCAACAUACUGGCUAGGCGGCACAGAGAUCUAAGAUCGUAAACAUACCUCGUUCGAAUGUCUUUCCGUUCGAAUCGUCAUCGUUCUUCUUGAACUGCUUAUGCGAGCGGUUCUGGCCUAGCUUAACACCGCCAUCGUCGGAAUCCGAGAAACUCUCAAAGUCGUCGGACCCGUUGUCUUGGGCUUCUUCAGGCUCAGCAACCUCUUCAAGCUUGGCUUUCUUGGCUUUUCCGUCAGAUUUACCCUUUUUGUCUCCGGACGCCUUGCGCUUGUUGCCAAUGGCAAGAUCUUUGGCUGC
[Torrubiella] hemipterigena is the source of this 3065-nucleotide messenger RNA. NCBI's taxonomy places the organism in Eukaryota, Fungi, Ascomycota, Sordariomycetes, Hypocreales, Clavicipitaceae. The record is from the annotation of a GenBank genome assembly.